Molecule: messenger RNA, 2334 nt
Organism: Owenia fusiformis
Lineage: Eukaryota; Metazoa; Annelida; Polychaeta; Sabellida; Oweniidae
Source: the annotation of a GenBank genome assembly
AUCCCCCUAAAGGUAAACGGUAAAUCAAUGUCUGCAUGUAAAUAUAUUCCAACAAAGGACCUGCUUGAAAUAUAUACUUUGAUAAACAGAAGUCUGAAGUUCCAGAACACGAUCACAUCCCUCGCUAGGUAAAUGUAACGCUUGGAACACAGUUUAAUGACGUCGUUGUAGAACGCACUUAGCAUUCAGAAGAGACGGAGGAACAAAAUGUAUACGGCCUUUCAAUAACAACGGAAGAAUCAAUGGCAUGGGUUGACAACAACGAUGGCGUCUUUAUAAAGACCAAAUAGUCAAUGGAUGGUGCCACGUAUAAUCCAGAGCCAUGAAUCGGACAAAGUCUACGUUUGAUGAAUUCAACAAAGAGAACGAUGAAAACUUACAUCGAAGCCGCAUAUUUGUAUUGUCAUUCCCUGAUGUGUAACUGAAACAAACAUGUAUCUGUAUAACUGAUAAUGAUCUCAACGUACAAAGGAACUUAUGGUAAUUAUGAUAAACGUGACAUAAACGUACAAAUAUAGAUGAGGAAACACUAGCUAGCACAACGAUGAAAAAGCCUAGUUAAGUUCUGAUUCAAAAUAUUAAUGAGGAGAAAGUACGACAUGGCCGGUCGUUCCUGUAAACAUUUCAACAUAGAAAACCCUGCCCGGAGAUACAGAGUCGAUGACUCGGACAAGAAUCCACUAAAUGAACAUGAUAACAACGCCGAUGCUGGUCAUGGAGAGGAAACUGCUCAAGUUUAUUUUCGUAAUCCAAUUUUUGGAGAUCACGUUGAUAAUCCAGAUGAAACAACCUCGUCUAUUCCAUAUUCACAUUUUGGUCAAAGAAGUCCAAGAUUGCCGCCAAUAGAUGUCGCCUCAAACAAAGAUAAACCUGACACAUCUGUGAAAUAUGGAGGUAUUCAUAUUGGAACACAAAAUCUAAAAAGUAUACCUUUACAUCUCCCGUCCCCAACUCCGCCGGUUUACAAAGAUGCGGAAUCCACAACAACUCAAUUAAAUGUCGAGGACAAUCCGAAUGAUUUCGUCCAGGGGCCCUUAGAAAACAACCAUUUUAUGCUAUAUACGCAUGCGCAGCAAAGGAAUCCACUUUCCAUUCUGCCACCUAUUGGCGGGGCAAGACCAAAGACAAAUUUACAUGUUCAGAUUGUGAGCGAAGAUGAUCAUACUGAACAUGAAAAACCAGGUCAUGACACAACACAAGACAAUCCUGCUGAAUAUAAUAACAAUUACCUAUCCGUGAUAGAAGACGAGGCUGGUGCAAAAACAGACAGAUCAAGUUCUAGUUAUCUUGAGAAGGACACGGAAAUCAGCUCAGAUGGUAGAGAACUUGUUUAUUUCGCGGAUAAAUAUGACAGAAGGUUCAUCCGCUUAAGUCAACUCUUAGGACGGGGCUGUUUCAGUUUGUUUAUAGUCCACGUGGUCGUAAUAUUCACAAAGCCUGCAUUAUGGCAAGUUUUACACGGUAUUUGGGGCGGAGUAAUUCAUUUUUUGACUGGAUUUCUUGCAAAGAAAGCGUUUCAACGCCAUAAAAACCAGGUGCGAACACGAAAAAUGAUGUACCAUGCAACGUUUGUUAUGGAGUGCAUCUCAAUCGCGGUCUGUUUCGCCGUGAUGGGGAUAUCCGCAUAUGGAAUGUACUUGGAUCGAGUCCUGCAUGUGUAUAAUAAACCAUGUAACGACCCUUAUAUUCUCCGCUAUGAAUUCACAUGUGAGGCGUUCCGAGAUAUUGAGACAAAUCAUACAACAUACCACGCCUAUCUAGGAGGUUACAACUAUAAACAAGGUCUUAACAUGGGUCUUUUGAUUAUUAGCGUCUUGCAGGUUUCCCUCGCUGGUUUUGCAACGGCAGCUGGAUAUAAACAUUUAUUUGGCAAGAAUAGAUUGAUUGAUACUCCGGGAGCCACUCCAAGGUAGCACACUGAAAACAGCUGGAAGAUCCCGAAUGUACAUAGAACAAAUCCCUAUGGAAGCACCCUAAUAGUCACAUACAGAAAAUUUUCAAAGAUUUUCAAGGAAAGUAAACUAAAACUAAAAACCUCUUGAAUCAUUCAAUAUUAGAGACACGGAAUAUUUCUGGAAGAAUCUCACAAAGGCACAUUAUAAAAACCUUUGAAAUCAUCUUUAGGUAGAGACACAGAAUAUUUCUGGAAGAAUCUUAAGAAAGGACAUUAGAAAAAAUUCUUUGGAAUCAUUAUGAGGUCGUCACACAGAAUAUUUCUGGAAAAAUUUCAAGAAAGGCAAAUUAUAAACAAUUUUUGGGAAUUACUUUGAGGUUGACACACAAAAUAUUUCUGGAAGAAUCUUAAGAGAGGCAAAUUAUCAUUUGCACAUUAUA